This is a messenger RNA of Arabidopsis thaliana (thale cress), 1971 nucleotides long. RefSeq names its product cytochrome P450, family 714, subfamily A, polypeptide 1 (gene CYP714A1). The record is from RefSeq and is marked reviewed. Gene Ontology annotation, cellular component: endoplasmic reticulum membrane. Lineage: Eukaryota; Viridiplantae; Streptophyta; Magnoliopsida; Brassicales; Brassicaceae. The coding region runs from base 108 to 1325 and encodes 405 amino acids. The transcript has 3 exons. Gene Ontology annotation, molecular function: oxidoreductase activity, acting on paired donors, with incorporation or reduction of molecular oxygen; monooxygenase activity; heme binding.
CAAAAGGAUAGUGCUCGACUAUACAUAUAGCCAAAGAAGAGCAGAAAAAUCAAAGUCGUGAGUUCAGAAGCUAUAACAAAAUUUCUAAGAAAAAGAAAGAUAAGAAAAUGGAGAAUUUUAUGGUAGAGAUGGCCAAGACCAUUUCGUGGAUAGUUGUAAUAGGAGUGUUAGGUUUAGGGAUUCGUGUUUACGGUAAAGUGAUGGCGGAGCAAUGGAGGAUGCGGAGGAAGCUGACGAUGCAGGGCGUGAAGGGUCCUCCGCCGUCGCUAUUUCGUGGAAACGUGCCGGAGAUGCAAAAAAUCCAGUCACAAAUAAUGAGUAACUCUAAACACUACUCCGGUGAUAAUAUCAUCGCCCAUGACUACACUUCUUCUCUCUUUCCAUAUCUCGACCACUGGCGAAAACAAUACGGGAGAGUGUACACGUAUUCGACGGGGGUGAAGCAACACUUGUACAUGAACCACCCGGAGUUGGUGAAAGAACUUAACCAAGCCAACACUCUUAACCUUGGCAAAGUCUCUUACGUCACCAAACGCCUUAAAUCCAUUCUUGGCCGUGGUGUUAUCACCUCUAAUGGGCCUCAUUGGGCCCAUCAACGUCGUAUCAUUGCACCUGAGUUUUUCCUCGACAAAGUCAAGGGAAUGGUGGGAUUGGUGGUGGAAUCAGCGAUGCCAAUGCUGAGUAAAUGGGAAGAGAUGAUGAAAAGAGAAGGAGAAAUGGUGUGUGACAUAAUUGUAGACGAAGACCUAAGAGCUGCCUCUGCUGACGUUAUCUCUAGAGCUUGCUUUGGGAGCUCUUUCUCCAAAGGCAAAGAGAUCUUCUCUAAGCUUAGAUGUCUUCAAAAGGCCAUCACUCACAACAACAUCCUCUUCAGCCUCAAUGGCUUCACUGAUGUUGUGUUCGGGACUAAGAAGCAUGGGAACGGGAAGAUUGAUGAGCUAGAGAGACACAUUGAGUCUUUGAUAUGGGAAACCGUUAAAGAAAGAGAAAGGGAAUGUGUGGGAGAUCACAAGAAGGAUCUAAUGCAGUUGAUACUAGAAGGGGCCAGGAGUAGUUGUGAUGGCAACUUGGAGGACAAGACACAAUCUUACAAAAGUUUCGUGGUGGACAAUUGCAAGAGCAUCUAUUUUGCCGGGCAUGAGACCAGUGCGGUUGCUGUCUCUUGGUGUCUUAUGCUCCUCGCUCUCAACCCUUCUUGGCAAACUCGUAUCCGCGAUGAAGUCUUUCUUCAUUGCAAGAACGGUAUACCUGACGCAGACUCUAUUUCCAACCUCAAAACGGUAAUUUACAAGUUACAACCUUGCCUCUCAUGUCAAGUUCCUUAAACUCUCUUAAACCAAAAAAAAAAAUGUUCCUUGGACUCCAAGUAUGACUAUUUUCAUAACCUAACAUCACUUGAAUAAAAAUAUAGGUGACAAUGGUUAUCCAGGAAACGUUGAGGCUAUACCCACCAGCAGCAUUCGUGUCGAGAGAAGCCCUUGAGGACACAAAACUCGGAAACCUCGUGGUGCCAAAGGGAGUGUGCAUCUGGACGUUGAUCCCUACAUUGCACAGAGACCCUGAGAUAUGGGGAGCUGACGCAAAUGAAUUCAAUCCAGAAAGAUUUAGCGAAGGAGUCUCUAAAGCCUGCAAACACCCUCAGUCAUUCGUCCCAUUUGGCUUAGGGACAAGGUUGUGUUUAGGAAAGAAUUUUGGUAUGAUGGAGCUCAAGGUUCUUGUCUCACUUAUUGUGUCAAGGUUUAGCUUUACUCUCUCUCCCACAUAUCAACACUCUCCGGUGUUUAGAAUGCUUGUAGAGCCUCAACAUGGUGUUGUCAUUAGAGUUCUGAGACAAUAAGAUAUGUCGUUAGCUUAUGGUUUUAGUUUUAAUCCUGUGUAAUAAUAAGAUAUUAUUACACUAUAGUACUAUAAUAGUAUUUUCUUUGGUAUCUUUUUUUUUUUGUUCUGUAUAUACAGAUUUACCAAUAGUCA